Molecule: messenger RNA, 2309 nt
Organism: Hyaloscypha bicolor E
Lineage: Eukaryota; Fungi; Ascomycota; Leotiomycetes; Helotiales; Hyaloscyphaceae
Product: HET-domain-containing protein
Exons: 1
Coding region: 96-1817 (573 amino acids)
Source: RefSeq, a predicted model, not a curated record
UUUUGAUUCAUUUUAUAUUCUCCAAAAGGAACGCGACAUACUCGGAGCUUAUUUCUACUUCCUCAAUCGACUUCACAGUUAGCGACUCCGCAGUCAUGCGCCUUCUUAACGUGCACAGCCUCAAGUUAGAGGAGUUCGUGGGUGAGCCGGGCAAUGGAAUUCCUCCAUACGCGAUUUUGUCGCAUACAUGGGGCCGGGAAGAAGUGUCGUUCCGCGAUAUGACAACCGAUCACGGGGCUUUGGCCCAGCGGGAGGGUUUCCAAAAGAUUGUUCAAUGUUGUGAAAAAGCGAAGUCCGAAGGCCAUGGAUUUGUAUGGAUCGACACCUGCUGCAUCGACAAAUCAGGCAGCGCCGAGCUCUCUGAGGCCAUCAACUCAAUGUUUCGCUGGUAUCGAGAGGCUGAUAUAUGCUACGCCUACCUGGAUGACGUUUGCAGCUCAGAAGACCCCGCCCAAGCCUCAUCUUCCUUUCAGAGCAGUCGCUGGUUCACUCGCGGCUGGACCUUGCAGGAGUUGCUUGCACCAUAUGAGGUUGCCUUUCUUGCCAAAGACUGGAAAGAGAUUGGAACGAAGCAAUCCUUGAGCAGUAUUAUUUCUGGUCGAACGAAGAUUGACGAGUUUACGCUGGUCAAUUGUACCUGGGAUCACGCCAGCAUUGCGUGUAAAAUGUCAUGGGCUUCCUCGCGUAACACCACGAGAGUAGAGGACAAAGCAUAUAGCUUAAUGGGACUUUUUGACGUCAACAUGCCCUUGAUCUACGGCGAAGGGCGGAAGGCUUUCUACAGGCUCCAGUUGGAGAUAAUGAAGAUGUCAGAUGACCAAUCAAUAUUUGCAUGGGUUCCCAAAGGUCAUCAGGCAUGGGGCUCAUCACGAUCAUGCGGCUUGCUUGCCGAAUCGCCGAACAAUUUCGAGGUUUCAGAUGGAAUUAUCGACCGUGCAAUGCCUGGAGGUGACGCAAUAUCAUAUGAUGUCUCAAAGCAAUAUAUUCGACUAUCGACCUGUAUGUUGCAACUCCGCGAGAAGCGAGGAGUAGAUGGAGUGGAGGCAUGGCAGCUUCAGUCUCAACUUUUGCUACCACCUGGAAUUACACGCGAUUUUCCCGACCAUCUCGAUUUUCAAAGGAAUUUACAAAAGACUAUUUGGGACGGGGUUAUGAUGGCUAUUCUUCGCUGCAGUGACGAACUCGGCUAUAUCGCCAUACCUCUGAGAAAGCUUCAUUCCGGUGAGCUGUCAAGAUAUGCCUCUUACGAUCUCACAUGGCUUAGGGCCUCCACCAGAAAUAUGGAGGGGCUCGAGAAGUUAUUCGUAAGAGCACUCAGCGCACAGACAACGGAUAGAAUACAAAGUCUUCCUCCAAUUAUUGGCUAUCGGAUGAGGGUCAUGCUUAAGUCUCUUCCUACCGAAGGGUCAGGCUACUAUAUAUCCGGUGGUUAUCCGCCUAACUUCGUAGCUGCACCUGGAGAAAUACCAACGCACUUUGAAGCUGUGUCCAGAAUCAACAUGGCGCAAGGGAAGGUCGCUCCGAUAAUAGUGUUCUUCGCCAACUAUUCGCCUGAAUAUUUACCUUUUGCUAUACGAUUCGAUGGACUCUACUUUCAUAGCUUCUCCGCGCUUCGAAUUCGUAUAGGUUCUUCAAUCGAAGCGUGGCAGAACGGCAACCGUUUCGAGCCUCAUCAAGACGAUAUUCAGGUUGCGGAUGCGAAUGCACAGAUUCCUUUGAGCGAAGACAAGUCUCUUUGGAUUCGAACCCAGAGAAGUCGACCGCGGUCACUUGCUGAAGAAAUUGUCAACAUAUCCAUCAAUCCUCGACUUUCAUGACAACAGUUACGGGCAGGGGCCCAAACAUCCCCAGUAGAGACUUGGACAAUAUUGCGACUUAAAAAGAGAGACUUAAAAAGAGGGACGAGGUGCAGUGAUGCAUAGUUUAGGCCCUCAACACAAUUGAUGUUGAGGAGAUGAGGAUGGGGAACUCGGCAGGGCGAAAUAUGUUUGCGCGAAAUGGUCUUUGACUCCCACUAUACAGUUUGAUACGCAUCCAGGAAUUUACCACAAUACAGAAUAGGUAGCUAGGUUUUACCGGCCUCUAGGAGAUGUAGGAGGCACAUACUUUCAAGACUUGGUAUAGAUUUGGGGAGGGCCAUUUGAAGAUGGAGAGUGAUAAGGGAAACGAGUCGAUUACGCCCCAUAUACCAGAUUACCAUAAAUAAAUAUCUUAAAAGGUUCCAAUGAGUAAUGAAAGGUCAUGUGGGAGCUAUUCAAUAUCAGCGCAACUUAUCUGACUGCUAUUAGUACUGAGUCCCUCGAUUCACC